This is a messenger RNA of Sapajus apella (tufted capuchin), 2017 nucleotides long. RefSeq names its product CENPB DNA-binding domain containing 1 (gene CENPBD1). Gene Ontology annotation, molecular function: DNA binding. Gene Ontology annotation, cellular component: nucleus. The record is from RefSeq and is a predicted model, not a curated record. Lineage: Eukaryota; Metazoa; Chordata; Mammalia; Primates; Cebidae.
AUGCGCAGUGGGAGACCGGGCCUAGGCCCCCGCGCCCGCUGGGAGGCCUCGCGCAUGCGCGACAGGGCGGUGGCGCCGGCUGGGGCCCCCUCUUGGGUGUCCGCGCCGCCGCCCGACCGUUCGAGGGUCCGAUCGCGAGCCCCGCCUCGUCCUGCCCGGGAGGCUCGGCGCCGAGGGGUCACCCAGCGCCCCCAGACUUGCCUUAAAUCGGGCAUCUGCGUGAACACUUCGCAGGCCGCAAGGGCCUCGGGCCUUGCUGUCCCGACGCCGGCGACCAUCCGAGAUAGUAAAGGAAAAAUCAAACCGAGCUCGCAAAUAGCGGCUCCCUCGAGAGCCCCUCGGUCGACUCGCCAUUGAAGUGCUGUGACGGAGGGCAUGGAGCGGCUGCUGAGCUCGUCUGAAGACCAGAGCCGGCGAAAUGCGCCCUUGAGCGCUGCCUUCGUUCAGGAAAAAAAAAGGUUUUAUGACUUGCAGGGUGAACAUGGUAAGAGCUCUCGAAUGGAGAGGUUUCAUGCAAGUCAAGGGUGGCUGGUGAAAUUCCAGCACUUCAAGAUGAACAGCGCAACUCCCAGCAACAGAGACAGGUACCCCGAAAUGCUGAAAAGCAUCAUGGAAGAAGAUGAGUACAACUCCCCCAUACCCCAAGUCUUUAAUGUGGAUGAGACAGGACUUUAUUGGAAGAGAAUGCCUCAAGGAACGUUUAUUUCUGAGGAAAAGAAUGCUGAGCCGCAAUUCAAGUCAUCCAGAGGUCGCUUGAUGCUGCUGCGUGGCAAUGCCACAGGGGAUUUUAAGUUGAGGCCCUUACUGCCGGACCGCUGGGAAACCCUCAGGGCUCGAAAGGGGUACUCCAAGCCCAAUUUGCCUGUGAUUUUGCGCUCCAACAGAAAGGCUUGGGUGACCAGGAGCAUCUUUCAUGAAUGGUUCACUUACUUUCCUUGCCCUGCCAUUGAAAAAUACUGUGCCCAAAAUAAUCUCACCACAAAGCAUCGCUCAUACUAGACAAUCUGCCACGUCACCCUGUAAAUUGGAGUGAUUUUUCUGAUAAUGUAAGAGUAGAACACAUUCAUGACUGCAACUGACUCAAUCCAGCCCAUGGCUCAAGGUGUAGGCUCUACCUUCAAAGCGCAUUACCUGAGGACUUCUGAGCACUUCCUACAAGCAACAGAUGGUGAGGUUACAGCUAUGAUCAGGGAAUUUUGGAAAAAUUGCAACCUCAUGGAUGCUGUGGACAACACUGCUAUCGCUUGGGAGUAUCUCAAACCAGCAAUAAUGAACAGUGUGUGGAAGAUUUGGCCUGAGUGGGUUCAGGUCCAGAAUCUUUCCCAGGCAGACAACAUUGCACAGCCUCAAAAGCACAUUGUGACCCUUGCCAGAAACAUGGCCUUUUAAGAGGUUGCUGAGGCUGCCGUGGGCCAGCUGCUGCAAUCCCAUGAAGAGCUCUCAAAUGAGGAACUGAUGCAGCUGGAACAGGAGCGGGGAGUGGCGCAGAGGAGGGUGAAGAAGCUCCCUCGCACAGCAGCAGCUAACCACAGUUGGACUGUGGGCAGCCCGCGAACACUUGGAGGCUGGCUUGCUGGUCCUCACUAGUCACAGCCCUGAUGACGAGUGGGAACUGAGAGUUUCACGAGCCAUCAAUAAUGCAAUAAACUGCUGCCAGGAGCAGUACAGCCAGAAAAAGUGCCACUCAAAACAACUCCCUCAGGUCAUUUUUCAGUGUGUGUAACCAAAAGUUAAUCAGAAUAAAGCAGAAGCCCCAAGAUGGCCUCAGCAGUAGAGGCAGGGAGGCCGCAGCUUUGCAGUGUUUGACAUCCUUGGAAAUGUUACUAUUUCCAUUUUGAUACUUGAGAGUAUCAAUUUUGUCAGUAACACUUUAUUUAAAUACACACUUUAAGGAGCUCAUUUUUGUGUAGGAAUAGUUAGGAAAACUUUUUUUUCUUUGAGACAGGGUCUUGCUCCAUCACCCAGGCUAAAGUGCAGUGGUGGGAUCUUGGCUCACUGUAGCCUCCACCUCUGAAGC